Messenger RNA from Setaria italica (foxtail millet), 1494 nucleotides. RefSeq lists its product as uncharacterized. Bases 901 to 1287 code for a protein of 128 amino acids. The record is from RefSeq and is a predicted model, not a curated record. The transcript has a single exon. NCBI's taxonomy places the organism in Eukaryota, Viridiplantae, Streptophyta, Magnoliopsida, Poales, Poaceae.
UGCGUACAAACACACAUUGCUAUACACGAAUUGCACUUCAUGAAUCGAGCGGACACAAAUCGAAUGACCCAUUCGGAAAUACGUCUUAUAAGUUCAUCACGAUGCAUCCUCUGUUCAGCUAGGGCACAUGCAUUACCUCUGUUCAGUCCUGAAUCAGAGCAUUGCAAGCUAAGACGAAACAUAUUGGAGGGCGAUCAUUAGGAGAAUGCUAAUGGAUGGAUCGAUGAUUAGGAGAAUGGUAAUGGGUUUAAUUAGAACAACAGAACAGGCUGUGAUGAGAUGAGAGGCGUUUUGUUUUGAACUGAGUGGUGAUGAGAGAGAGGAAUCAUAUAGAAUGGGUGGUUGCACCAACCCACCCCCAUGGAUCCCGGUAAAUAGCAGAGCAGCCCCGUACUCUUAUUGCAAUGCCUCCGUGCGUGAUGCCUUGUGAAGCUUCACCUACACCGUUUCGGUCGCUUGCCGGUUUUGUGUUGGUUGUACUUUUCAUUUUCUUCUUCGUUUCUUCACCUUUAGUCUUUUGCGUUCUUGUGUUGGUUAAGUCCUGCUUGAUUGCAUCUUAAUGAAACACAUGCUAAGGCGUACCGCCCGAAAAAAAAAAGGUUUUUCCUCGAUCCAAAUGACACCCAACCGGCCGAAGAAAUCGCUGGGCAGCCUCCCAACAUGGGCGACUCCCGUGGGACCCGCGUAGCCAGUGUCCCAUCCCGGGUCAAACGGAACCGACGACCCCGCGCUCCCGCCAAAUUCUCCCUCCACCUCUGCAUGCGUGCCCAUGUCCGUCGUCAUAUAGCUCACAUUCUAACCUUGCAGCAGCUGCAUGCAUGCUUAUAUAUAAGUCCCCGAUCCUUCCUCCUCCUCCACCACCUUUAUUAACCUCUGCUCGUUCCUCGUCGCCGCCGGGCCAUGGCCGCGCACCGGGAGCUGCUCCUCCUCCUCCUCGCCGCCGCGGUCGUCGCGGCCCUGGCCGCCGCCACCGUCGCCUCCGCCGACGACGCCAAGCCGACCAUCCUCACCCCCGUCGCGCAGACCCCGCUCGGCUCCUUCGACGGCGACACGCCGGCCUCCGACGACGACUCCGUCGAGGACGACGACGACGCCGCGCCCGUCGGAUCGCCCACCGGCGCCACCAUGACCGAGCCCACCCCCGAGAUGCCCUCCCCGCCCGGCACCCAAGCUACUGCCGGAGGAGCCGCCGCCAGCGCGGCGGCGCCCGCCGCCCUCGGGGCCGUCGUCGCGGCUCGUGUCGGCGCAGCCGCGGCGGUGGUCGCCGCAGCAGCCUUCGCCUUCUGAGGCGGUGGAGAUCGAUGUCAUCUGAUGCGUGCGUUGUAUAAUGGAUUGCUGGGAGGGAAUGAGCGAGCGAAGCCGACGCCCUCUUCUGCGUGUCUGGACGAUGAUGAUGAUCACGACGAUAUGCUUCAGCACUGCAAAACUUUUACAUGGCCAGCUUCUUCGAUUUGAUUAUUUAUGUAAAACCAUUUUCUUUUUCUUACCUACUAU